Molecule: messenger RNA, 3948 nt
Organism: Oryctolagus cuniculus (rabbit)
Lineage: Eukaryota; Metazoa; Chordata; Mammalia; Lagomorpha; Leporidae
Gene: SFXN5
Product: sideroflexin 5
Biological process (GO): mitochondrial transmembrane transport; monoatomic ion transport; citrate transport
Cellular component (GO): mitochondrial inner membrane
Molecular function (GO): monoatomic ion transmembrane transporter activity; citrate transmembrane transporter activity
Source: RefSeq, a predicted model, not a curated record
GCGGGGGCCGAGGAGGGACAUUUUAAAAGGGCCGGAGAUUGCGGGUGUCAGUGGCCAUGGCGGAUACAGCGACUACAGCACCGGCGGCGGCGGCCGCGGCCAGUGCCGCUAGCGCCUCGACCGACGCACCUCCCUUCCAGCUGGGCAAACCCCGCUUCCAGCAGACAUCCUUCUACGGCCGCUUCAGGCACUUCCUGGAUAUCAUCGACCCACGCACGCUCUUUGUCACCGAGAGACGACUCAGAGAGGCCGUGCAGCUGCUGGAGGACUACAAGCACGGCACCCUGCGCCCCGGGGUCACCAACGAGCAGCUCUGGAGUGCACAGAAAAUCAAGCAGGCCAUUCUACACCCGGAUACUAAUGAGAAGAUCUUCAUGCCCUUUAGAAUGUCAGGUUACAUUCCUUUCGGGACACCAAUUGUGGUCGGUCUCCUCCUGCCCAACCAGACGCUGGCAUCCACUGUCUUCUGGCAGUGGCUGAACCAGAGCCACAAUGCCUGUGUCAACUACGCAAACCGCAACGCUACCAAGCCUUCACCUGCAUCCAAGUUCAUCCAGGGCUACCUGGGAGCCGUCAUCAGCGCUGUCUCUAUUGCCGUGGGCCUUAAUGUCCUGGUGCAGAAAGCCAACAAGUUCACGCCAGCCACCCGCCUUCUGGUCCAGAGAUUUGUGCCGUUCCCUGCUGUAGCCAGUGCCAACAUCUGCAACGUGGUCCUGAUGCGGUACGGGGAGCUGGAGGAGGGGAUUGACGUCCUGGAUGCCGAUGGCAACCUCGUGGGCUCCUCCAAGAUCGCGGCCAGACACGCCCUGCUGGAGACGGCACUGACGCGAGUGGUCCUGCCCAUGCCCAUCCUGGUGCUACCCCCGAUCGUCAUGUCCAUGCUGGAGAAAACUGCUCUCCUGCAGGCGCGCCCCCGGCUGCUCCUCCCUGUGCAGAGCCUCGUGUGCCUGGCUGCCUUCGGCCUGGCCCUGCCACUGGCCAUCAGCCUCUUCCCGCAGAUGUCGGAGAUUGAGACGUCCCAACUAGAGCCUGAGAUCGCCCGCGCCACGAGCAGCCAGACAGUGGUGUACAACAAGGGGCUGUGAGUGGUGCCUGCCGGCCUGGGGACUGAGUGUGGUCCAGGCCAGGGAGGUGGGGGCCGCGCCUGCAGGGAGGGCCUGGACCCCCGGCGGUGCACUGAAGCCACAGUGUAGGGAGACUAAUCCAUUCACAUAUUAACUUAGGGGAGAGGAAUCCUGACACAUGUCCUAUACAGAAGAAUCAAGUGCAUUUCUGGGCCUUAAGUGGGGUUGCUAAAACUCCAUUCAGCACAAUAUCUGUGAAGCUGAAAAACUGUCACGUGCCAUGGGGUAGAUUUAGGAUCCUUUUAUACUUUGGUUUCUUUUUUAUUUUUCUUUUGUAUCAGAAUCAAGUCUGAGCCUUGGUUGCAACUGACCAGAGUGGCAGAUGCACAGGUGGUAGGAGGCGGAGUGGGCCUGGGAGCGGGGUUCACUUGCUAGCUGGUGUGGUAGGUGUAGGAUAUGACAGUGCCUGGGCGGGAUGGUUCUCUGUGCUGGAGUAGGGAGGGGAAGGUGGUGGUCUGCACCCCACAGGAUGAACUAGCCAUAGUUGAGGUCCUCAGGAAAUGGCCCAGAGAAUCAAGGAGCCCUGGAGGCCUCUGGGAAAUUCCAUGGGCAGUUGACUGUGAAUGUGGCCAGCCCCAUGCCUGCAACAGCUGCAGAACAAGUUCCUUCGAGUGAAGCCCAGUGACAGUGGGGCUGGCCGGGGUCACCCUCUGUAGAACUCCGAAGACUCCUGAGAUGUCCCCAGAUCCAGGCAGGGAGCACCCAAGAAGGAGUAAUGCCUGGCAGGACCUGUGGGCCUGCCCUUGGUCUCGGUGGGAAAAGCCUUUUUCCAGGCACCUGGCUGCUGGAGGCUGGGCGUUGGGGCUGAGACUGCCUGCCAUAUUGUACCCCUUCCAAGAGGGUCUCAUGCUUGGCAGUGCCAGGGCUGGACCUCUAGGAACCUGUCUGAGAGGCAGCACCAACCAGGAGCAGCAGACCCGGGGUCUAGCAGACUGUGGGACCUUAGACAAGUUCUGUUCUUCUGGGAGCCUCUACUCUGGAACUGCAGGCCUGGAUCCAGGGGUUCCCAUCAGCUCUUGCAGCUGGACCUCACCUUUGCCUGCCCUGCCCGGAUGCUGGCCAUCCCAGCACACCUUCAGUGCAGACACCGGACACCCUGGGAAAGCUGCUCCAUCCUUCAGUGGGGAAACGGUAGGCCCCUUUGGACAUGGCCAGAAGUUGGCCUCAGAUCCUGUGACCCCACGUCCCAGGAGUACUUGACCUUCAUCAAACACUUUGCAGUGUGGAAGAAGAGGUAGCCUGGGCCAUACCUGCAAACCGCCUCUUACCCCUGCGGGCUCAGAGGCCCCCAGUCCAGCUCCCAUCUCCUUCCCAUCUGCAGGCCAGGGUCAGGGUGAGCAGUGUGAGCAGUGUGACCCUCAUCUGAAAGGCACCAAUGAGGGGAGGCAUUGGCCUUGGCGCACUCCUAUCUUGCCUCCAAUUGGAAGGAAGGCUUUGACGUGCAGCCCCUGGGCCUCCCUCCCCUGGUGAUGCCGCAGUGGGCAGGAUCUGGGCCAUGGAAAGCCUGUGCAGGGCAGCAAGGGCAUGGCCACGGAGCCGCUCAACAUCUUAGGGCUGGAGGAGUUGUGACGUGGGUCGGCCACGGUGUUGACACCAUGCACCCACUGGAAGCCCUGGGGCCUUUGUCUCUCAGCCAGCUCCUGUGCCGGCCAGCUGGCUCUGCUGGGUGCUGCCCUGCGAGCCCACCCCUCUCCUCAAGGCCCCCCCCCCCAACUCAUCAAGAAGGGGAGAAAGCAUAGAACAGCAUGGGGGACAAAGCAGCCAGGCUGAGGGGGUGCAGCAUGAGAGGGGUGGGUCAUUUUGAGCCAGUCCCACCAUAAUGUGAGUGCCCGUGACUGCUGGGCAGUGCUGUUCUCCUGGCCUGGACUGCAGGCUGGCCAUGUCUGGGGCCUCUGUGGCAAAGCUUAGUUCAGGCUCACCCUGCCCACAUCUGUCAUAGGGUCUUGUUCUUGUGCACUUUAUCUUGGGACCAAAACUGCCCGCCCCAUCCCUACCCUGCCCCCUCCAGAGCCCUCGAAGAGAUGGGGCCUGUCCUGCUCCCCUCUGUGCUGGCUGCUCCACCCACCCCCCCGUGUGGCUGCAGAAUCUGCUAUCCUUGUUGCUUUGUCUCUGGUUGACUUCCCUCAGGCUCCCAAAUGCAAUUCCAAGUGGACUAAGGGGGUUGCUCCACAGGGAGAGGGGGGUGCAGCGGCAAGGGGUGGGGGUGGUGACAGAGGGACAGCAGGCCCGGCUGCCGAGCCCUGACCUGGCUUUGGAAGACCCCACGGAGGGGAACUUUGAGCCAACACCCACACCCGCUCCACUGAGGCCAAAGGAGAGAGGACUGGGGGCAGGUUGGCUCAUGGGAAGAGACUGGACCCACAGUCAGGGGGUGCCGGCCUGGCUGUGCCAGAGCACAGGGCACCCCUGCAACUGUUCUGCAGCCCCGGAGUCCCUGCCUGACCCCACUCUGGUCACUGGAAACAUUCCCUCAGCCUCCGGAUGCCUCUCCCGUUCUUGAGGGCAGUCGGAGGUACAGGACGGAAGCCCACGGUGUCCAGAUGGCUGCCGAGUCAAGAUGGCCACCAGGCCCCUUCCCACUUCCUGAGUGGGAGCCAGCUUGUUUCCUGGGCUCUCCUGACCUGGGAGCAGGGAGGGGCUCCAGAGGAGGAAGAAGGGUCCAUGGACAGAGCCACGGUGGUCCUCCAGCCUGGGGCUGGUGGGAGUGAGGCCCCGGCCACACCCAGGGGACUUUGCAGUGUCUUUUUAACCUUCUCAGAAAAUCUCUUCAUUGUGUGAACUAUGAAGUACUAAUGAGCUGUGGGCAAUAAAUGAUGGAUUGGAA